UGUAGGGCGGGAAGAGGCAGUGUGGAGCGGACGUCCGGGCGAAGGACGUUCAGCCUGAGGCGGUCGGGUCUGAGGGCUGGUGCGGGCUGAAGAAAUGAAAUUCAGGUAAAGUAACUUAUGCAAGGUCACAAAGCUUACUUGGGAAACGAAUCCAGAUGGUUUGACUCCACAGUUUGCUCUCAACAUCACGCUAUUCUACUUCCCUGAUGGAUGGAACAAAAGUGGGACUUGGAAAAUGUUGCCCUGUAAGAAGAGAAGAACUACGUUGACAGAGUCCCCACAACAUCAGGGCAGCCAGGAGGAAGAUGACUUAGACCUUCAGUCAGCUGUUAAGGCAGAAUCUGACCAAGUUAAAGACCUGGGGUCAGUGUCCCUGUCCUGGAGUCCAAGUCAUGGCAGAGCAGCUGACCUUGACGUGCAGGAUGCCGGAAUUCAGCUUGGUAUGGAGGACCCAUCUUUGAGCUCUAGGAUGCUCACCGACAACACAAAUGUUGCAGUUCUGGAAGCUGUGGAUGUGGCCAUCUCUCAGGAAAUCACCCUACCUUCCUUGGAGUCUUCUCAGCCUGUAAAUACACACACUGGUAAAGGAAAACUUCAGGCCACUAGCUCAAGGAGAGGGAAGAAAAUUACACUCAGACCUGGGUCAGUUACUCAAGAAGACAGAGGCGAUCAUCCUAUCGCUAAGGAGCCUUUUUCAGAAAAGCCUAGUGAAGAAGUCAAGGAAGAAGGAGAGGAGGCAAAUGAUGACAAUCCAGAAUAUAAUUUCCUGGAAGAACUUGAUGAACCAGAUGCAAAGGAUUUCUGCACUGACCAGGCAGUAAGAAUCACCAGUGAAAUGAAACAAGUGUGUGCCAACAACAUACUAUUUGGCUUUUUUGCAGAAAAGGACAUGAAUGAACUGAUGGAAGAGUCGUUUGAAACUUUUCAAGAUGAGAUGGGAUUCUCCAACAUGGAAGAUGACGGCCCAGAAGAGGAGGAACGUGUGGCUGAGCCUCGGCCUAACUUUAACACCCCUCAAACCUUACGGUUUGAGGAACCACUGGCCAACUUACUAAAUGAGCAACAUCGCACCGUGAAGGAGCUACUUGAACAGCUGAAGAUAAAAAAAUCUUCAGCCAAACAGCAGCAGGAAAUAGAGAGGGUUAAACCCCAGAGGGAGAAGGUUCAUCAGACUCUGAUUCUAGACCCAGCACAGAGGAAGAGGCUCCAGCAGCAGAUGCAGCAGCAUGUUCAGCUCUUGACGCAAAUUCACCUUCUUGCCAGUUCCAAUCCUCUCAGUUUGGAGGCCAGUACCACCAGGAUAUUUCUUAAAGAGCUGGGAACCUUUGCUCAAAGCUCCAUUGCCCUCCAUCAUCAGUUCAACCCCAAGUUUCAGACCUUGUUCCAACCCUGUAACCUGAUGGGAGCUAUGCAGCUCAUUGAAGACUUCAGCACACAAGUCAGCGUUGACUCAAGUCCUCGUAAAACUGUCACGAAGACUGCCUAUAGAUUGCCCUAUUUGCCAAAGCAAGUGGCUUGGAUCCUAGCCACAAGCAAGGUUUUCAUGUAUCCAGAGCUACUUCCAGUGUGUUCUCUGAAGGCCAAGAAUCCCCAGGAUAAGAAUUUCUUCACCAAGGCAGAGGACAGUUUGUUGGCUUUAGGCCUGAAGCACUUUGAAGGGACCCAUUUUCCCAAGCCUCUGAUCAGCAAGUACCUUCUCACUUGCAAGACUGCCCACGAGCUGACAGUGAGAAUCAAGAACCUCACAAUGAACAGAACUCCUGACAACAUCCUUAAACGUGUUCAGGUAUCUGAGGGGCUCUGCUUUCACCUCAUCGUCCUGAAGAAGCCCUUCCCAGAGCGCGCCGAUCCGGCUCCGCUCCGCCCGUGCUGCUCUUGGCUUGCUGCACUAAUGUCUUUGGCUUUUUCUUCACGAUUUUCCUGGGCUGCGGCGGGCAGGGGGAUACGCUCUCGUUGCGUGGCGCCCCUUCUCGCCGAGCGCGGGCUCUGGGUGUGCGAGCUUCCAUGGUGGCAGCUCGGGGGCUCAGGAUUCGAGGUUCCCAUUCUCUGGGGCACAGACUCUGCACCCUCCCAUUGCUGCCACUGCCACCACCACCAACAGCUCUGCUCCGCCCCUGUGUCCAAGGUGAUGCUGCCCUCACUUGCUCCUUCUGAGUUUCAAAAGCCAUGUGUGAAACGGAGAGCCUCCAAGAGAAAGGGACCCAAGGCCUCUCUCUGUCUGAAGCCCGCCCCUCUCAUCCACCCUGCGCCUGUGUUCUUCACUGUUCCUGCCACAACCGUGAAGGUUGUGAGCCUCGGCAGCGGCUGCAACAUGGUGCAGCCUGUCAGUGCAGCUGUGGCCUGAAGUCCUCAGACCAUCCCCAUCACCACCCUGCUGGUUAACCCCACUGCCUUCCCCUGUGCAUUGAACCAGCCCCUUGUGGCCUCCUCCAUCCCUCCCUUAAUUGUCUCUGGCACCUCUGUGAAUCUUUCUGUACCAUCCACCCCUGAAGAUAAAGCCCCAGUGAAUGUGGACACAGGUUGUCCUUUGGCUGAGGGGAAAAAUGCCUUUCAAGGCCUCGAACCCAAAUUAGAACCUCGGGAACCGUCUCCUGUCUGUGCUGCUGUCUUCCCCAAAGAGGAGCACAGCCCAGGGCCUCCAGCUACAGACCGAGCGUGCCAGGAGCAGCUGUCGGAGAGCAGUGCCUGUGGCUGAACUAUUGUGAAAGCAGAGGAGGGGAGGCCGGGCCCUGAACCACUGCCUCAGGGCUUCCGGGAAUCUCUGCACACUCGCCCUGAGGAUUUAGAGGAAACCGUUAAGAUGGAACCUAAAGACCCUGGGCAAGACACCUGUGGUGGAUCCCUGGAGCAGGACAGCCAUGAUGAAAUCAAAGAAGAACACUCUGUGGAGUUGGACACUGGCUUCCCAAAUAAGGAGUCAAGAGGGUCUAGAGAGGGGAGAACAGGCCUACAACAGGAGGAGGUGUCAUCCAGCUCUAAUAAAAUCCUUUCAGCUUCUCAUGAGCCUCCUGAUGGAGGAAAUUCAAGAGAUGUAACCAAAAGGUUCCCAAGGGAUACUUCAUCCUCCACUGACCCUGAAAUGGUAGCCCCCCAAGGAAGGGGGCUUCCUUCUCCAAGGAAACCUGAAGACUUAUCCAGAGUUGAUGGUCAGUCAGUGGGACCCAGCUGGGCCAGAAACUACAGGGAGAAGGAUGGGCCAGAGGAAGAAGAGGACUUUGACGACCUUACCCAGGAUGAGGAAGAUGAGAUGUCAUCAACUUCUAAGGAAUCUGUGCCGUCUGUCCCAGAACUCCAGGAAACGAUGGAGAAACUGACUUGGUUCACAUCUGAAAAGUACAUGAGUCAGGAGGGUGAGUCUGAGGAAGAGAACUCCCAGGAAGAGAACUCGCCUGGGAAAGAAGAGUAGGAAGAGGCAGAAGGAAUGGAAAUCCUGCAGACAGAGGAUGAAAUGAUGGACGAAGCCAUUGGAGACCCUGCCGAGAAGCCACCUGUUACCUGUGCCUCCCCGAAGGCUGCUCCAGAAGUAGACACCAGCAGGACCCCACUGGGGCCCAAAGAAAGGAGAUUGGAUGAUCAAAAGUCCUCUCAUAUAGGUCCGAGAAGCCCUGCAACAUAUCCCUGACAAGUAUGAAGACUUCCUUCAGGUCAUCCAUGAGUUUGAGUCAAGCACUCAGAGGCAGACAACUGUGGAUCUCUAUAAGAGCCUGUAAUUCUGCUUCAAGACUGGCCUCAGCUGUUGAAGGACUUUGCUGCUUUCCUGUUACCUGAGCAAGCACUGGCCUGUGGAUUAGAAAACUCUUUGGGGUGCAUUUAUUAUAAUCAAACAGAAGUGCCUUGCAAAGGAGAGGAACUCUCUGAUAAUGAACAACUCCGAGGAUUCCCUUGGACUUGAGAUGUCCAAUUCUAAUUUCCCCUACAGGAGCUCCAGGUUUCUUUGUGGACAGUUAUGCUUUCACAGUAAUACCUUUGCAAAAAUGUCUCCUCAAGAUUUGUAAAAAGAACUUUAAAUACAAGUUUCUGAUUUUCAGACCAUAAUGCUGCACUGAAGAAAGAAAUUGAUGAAUUCUAAUGGGAAACCUGAUGACUUUACAAAGCUGUUAACAAAAAAGAUUAGUUACAUAAGACUGAGUAAACUGAUCUCGGAAUCUCACCAAACACCACAGGAGCCGCGGAUUGAUGCAAAAGCAGUGAGGAACUUUAUUACAAGCCCAAGCAGGAACUCUCUUCACACAAUGGCGAAGGAGCCCCGAGUGAAAGCCGGCGAAUCUUUUUUAUACUGUAUAGCAGGGGAAGCGGGA
Messenger RNA from Odocoileus virginianus texanus, 4298 nucleotides. Lineage: Eukaryota; Metazoa; Chordata; Mammalia; Artiodactyla; Cervidae. The record is from RefSeq and is a predicted model, not a curated record.